GGGGGUCGUGUCAUCUUGGCUUGGCCUUGGGCCGUGUCGUCUUGGCUUGGCCCCAAACAACCGGCUAUCUCGGCAUUCUGCGUUCCGAGGGCUUGACAUCUCCGGUCCCGGGUCCCAACUUGCGUCUGAGCUUGGAGCUGUUUGUCUCGGCUCAGUCGUCCUGUGGACCGCGCGCUAACCCCGAGGCGUGGCGCUAUUUAACAGACUAGUGACAAUAUUGGGCCGCCGGCGUUAGGCUGCAUCAUCGUGAUAUGCUGGCACUAAUUGAUCAGCCCUCGAGCCGCCGAUGGACCUGACAAGCACCGUCUUUGUAGAUAUCUUGAGCCCCCUCGCCGCCUUCAGCGCCACACGGCCUCGGAAUCCCGAGUCGGAAGCGCCAGCCGAGCCACAUGGACAUGGCCCAGGCUGCCAGUCCCGUCAUGCUGGUGACCCUGGCCCCGGUCCUUCCUGGGCGACGUCAUUCGUCAACCCGCGGAACCGGAUCGACAGCUUGACGCAGCCCCUGAGCCGCCCCAAAUGGAGGCUCGACGGCGCCGACGUCGACGGCCGUCGCUUUUUUGCCGUACCCACGUUUGCCAUUGACGCCCCGCCGCUGCGCAUCGACGUCUACGUGCCCCCGUUCGAGGACUACCCGCCCGGGCUGCGCGAUAUAUUGAAGCCCGAGGCAGCAAUCUAUGCACGGCGCAAGAAUAAGCGGGAUGGGGUGAUGGGCCUGCCCAUCGCCCAGCACCUGCUCCGCGCGCUGGAGGCGUGGUCGUCGUCGACGCCCGCCGCCGCCGGAGACUUUGAGGCGCAGUACUGGAGCGCGCCGUUCGGGUCGCAGAUUGUUGUGGCGAGCAUGGCCGCGCAGCUGCGCGACGUCAACAUGCUCCUCUGCCCGGACUACGGCGUCGAGCAGGCCAUGCUCAGUGUCGACGCCCUGCAGGCCAUGUGGCAGCUGCCUUCCGGCGCGUGGCCGCCUGUCGUCGACUGGGCGCAGCUAAGGUUCCGCCGCCAGCUGCACGAGGCCAUCACGCUGGUCAGGGUCGCACAGCAGCCGUGGCGUCGCGAUGGCGCCGAUAGCGGCGAUUUUGAGCGGGACGAUGCGCCUGACAUGGUGUUCAAGUCGCUGACCCGCGACCAGCGCUACAUGUACAACGAGCUCAGGAUGCUGCUCACGCUGCGACCGCAUGCCCACGUAAUUCCACGCCCGGCCUACGUCGUCACCAAGAAGGGACGCUUUGGCGGCCGCCGCGGCGUCUGCGGCUUCGUCCUCCAGUACUACCCGCUCGCCUCGCUCAAGGAGCGCCUGCUCCGGCACGCCGACGAGGAGGAGCACCUCCCAGACGUCACUGCUGCAGCUGCGGCUGCAAGCGCAGGCGAGAAUGGGCGCAACAUGAUCCCCCUCGCGCAGCGCUUCCGCUGGGCGCGCCAAGUCGCCGAAGCGCUGGUCCACAUCAACGCACACUCGGCCGGUUUCUACCCGGACCUGAAGCCGGACAACGUGGUGCUAGUGCAGCCCUCCCAAAGCGGCGAGGAGCCGAUGACAACGAUGACGGACGCGGUGCUGCUGGACCUCGAGCAGCGCGGCGGGUGGUUCUCGUGGAGCCCGCCCGAGGUCGCCUACGUCGAGUACCUCGAGCUGCUUGCCGCAAUGCCCGAGGCUGCUGACGAAGCCGAGCUCGCAGACACCCUCACCACCCAGCUCGGCGAGUACAUGCCCGGCUGGGCGCCCGGCCGGCAGCACGACCGUUACCGCAAUACCGCCGGUGGCUUCAGCGCACCGUGGCUGGCACUGCUGCGCGACAGUAGCACUGACAACACCAACAAAAGCAGUAGCAGCAUGCUGGCCAAGGCGCAGGUGUUCAUGCUCGGCAAGCUGCUGUGGUGCAUCUUCGAAGUCCGCCCACGCGUGCGCUGCGGCAUUGACCACGAGCUGCUGCAGGACAACGAUCCCCCCCCACUGGAAUCAGGAGCGGCGUUCCCUGCUUUCACUCGCGCCACGCCCGUUGAUAUCCGGGCGCUCAUCCACGCCUGCACGCUGGGGGCACCCGAGUGGGAGCCCGGCGCGGCAGCGAGGCGGCUGGCUGGUGUUGUUUUGCGCGGCGGGAGAUUGGUUCCCGCUGCUGCUGCUCAUCGUUCCCUACGUGAUGUUACGGACGGGGAUACCCGGUUGGCGGUGGCCACGUGGUGGGCCGCUGAGGUUCGCCGCGCCAGGGAGUUCAUGGCUGAGCUGCUCGCUGCUCGGCGGGCGCAUGGAAAGGGGCAGCGGCAAGACGACGAGAGCGGGCUGCUGGCGUUGGUGCGCCGGCGGCCGGCGCUCGAGGACGUGCUGGCUGAGCUGGAGCGGGUUGAGAGGGAGCUGACUUGAUCCACGUUGCUAGAUCAAGAGUAAGCCUGGGCGAUGGGAAUAAGAAGGUUUUCGGUCGUUGAUUUGGUUGGUAGGCCCCUAACUUCUAAGCAACCCAGUUCAGGCACGAAUAUAGGCAGACGCUUACUUUGCCUGGCUUUGCUGUGCCGCCUUAAUCCCU
Lasiosphaeria miniovina is the source of this 2510-nucleotide messenger RNA. RefSeq lists its product as uncharacterized. Gene Ontology annotation, molecular function: protein kinase activity; ATP binding. Gene Ontology annotation, biological process: protein phosphorylation. The record is from RefSeq and is a predicted model, not a curated record. Bases 287 to 2350 code for a protein of 687 amino acids. NCBI's taxonomy places the organism in Eukaryota, Fungi, Ascomycota, Sordariomycetes, Sordariales, Lasiosphaeriaceae. The transcript has a single exon.